Messenger RNA from Stylophora pistillata, 9325 nucleotides. RefSeq lists its product as uncharacterized. Gene Ontology annotation, biological process: lipid transport. Gene Ontology annotation, molecular function: lipid carrier activity. The record is from RefSeq and is a predicted model, not a curated record. Lineage: Eukaryota; Metazoa; Cnidaria; Anthozoa; Scleractinia; Pocilloporidae.
UUUUAGUAGCUGCUUGUAACUCAUCCCAGUAGCUCUGGCACAAAAAUUCGGUGCAAGAUGAGAGUACUGAUAACUUUUCUGCUUAUUGGUGGAGCCCUUGCAGUUCCAGUGCCAGUAAGCAAAGAAAAAGAAAUCUGCGAACCAGCAUCCACACGAUUUGUGCCCAACCAAAGGUAUAUUUAUCGUUAUGUCGCUACCACCGUGACUGGUGUGACAGGAACAACCAAUCAAACGACCGGACUUCGCAUUGAGGCUACGUGUGAGAUCAAUGCGCUAGCAGACUGUCACCGUUCUCUUUGGGUGAAAAAUGUAAGAAUCUUCGAAGCCUCGCCUAAUGGGGAAAAAGAAUUCACACCAUCUCCCAAGCAGGAAAGUUUCAAGAAGGCGCUCGAAGCUAACCACCUGGUUUUUACAGAACGCAGAGGCCGUUUUGUCAUGGUCCUGCCGGUUAAGACAGAACCUGUGUACAUCACCAAUAUCAAGCGUGGUAUUUUGAGUGCACUGCAGCUGCAGUUUAGUGAAAAACCACAAGAAAUGAUUCAUGAGGUUGAUGUCACAGGAAACUGUACAUCCGAAUACAAGAUUGUGAAUAAACAAAUACUGGAAAGCGAAAUCACCAAGAAAAGGGAUCUCUCCAAUUGUACCGGUCGAUCACACAAUAUCACCAAGCUGAAUCCAGUCACAUACGAUGUGAAUUCUCUGAUACAAGGUCCCCUCAACUCAACAAGCUUCUGCCGUUACAUUGUGCGUGAAAAGUACGUCAAAACCGUGGAAUGUAACGAAACACACCUCUUGCGACCAUUCAGCUACAAUGCGGCUGGUGUGACAACCAAUGUCACAGUGAAUUUGACCCUUGAGUCGGUAACAAUGAAUUUAUUCCUCUUCGCGGACGAUAUGAAAUUUCCAGAAAUGAGAAAAUCAAACAUGUUUUACGAGCAAUCUUUGGCGAGAGCCGAGGAACAGCCAGUUUUUGAAACAUCCUCCAAGAGCGCAGAGGCUAUUCUAGAAAGCUUGAUCAAGGUCCUUCCUAUCAACGAAACCACACCGUGCACGGUGAAUAAUUUCACCCGUCUGGUCUUCACGAUCCGAAAACUCGACGUCGAAGCGCUGAGGAAAGUCUGGACUCGAUUUUACAACUGCGAUGAACAGCAGGAAGGCGAAUUCACGGAGAAACAGUGCAAGAAAUCCCAGGCGUAUUUGCUCGAUGCUUUUACUCAGUGCGGGACCACCCCGUGCCUGACAUAUAUAAUUGAGGCCAUCAGGGACUACGAUGAAGUUAAAACUGAGCAUAUGGCAUACCUUUUGAACGGAAUCAGUGCAGCGCGAAAUGCAGCCUCCUAUCUCUUUGACCAAGUGAUCGAGUUACUGCAACAGAAGAGUGAUUUACCCAAAACCACACUACUAUCUCUUGGAACCAUGAUCCGGAAGUACUGUCAACGUGUACCAGAAGAUUGCCUAAGAGAAUCUGAUUCUGCUGUUAUGGAUGCGGUGGACUUCUUAGAGAAGCAACUUCCAAAGCACUGUGAGGCCACCCCAUAUGAAGUAGAUGACGUCAUUAUUUCGCUCAAAGCGAUUGGCAACGCAGGACGUAUGCGCUCCAAAGCAACAGAGCUUGUGAAAUGCUCACAAGGAGCCAACUACCUCAACAUCUCUGUAGUUGCCAUUGAGACCAUUCGAAGCAUGCCUUUCUGCUCAGACACGUGGAACGCUCUGGGAAGUGAGGUGUUUGGUGACUAUGGCAACGACCCCGAGGUGCGCGUGCAGGCUUACCUUGCCUUUAUGAAGUAUCCCGAUGAAAAAACGAUCAGAUAUGUGGCGGAGAUUCUGGAUGGUGAGGUCAAUACCCAGGUUGGCGCCUUCGUCAGCAGCCAUCUCAAACAAAUGAAUGAUUCUGUUGAGCCAACUUAUGGCAAGAAGUUGGGCGAACUAAUUAAGAAGGCUCUGAAAGAGCGAGAAACUCCUCUGCGGGACUUCAACACCACAAACAAGUCUCAUUUCUUACAGAAAAGUUAUUUAAAUGAGGAAAAUAAUUUGGGCUUCAGCUCGGAAAGUCAUGUGAUCUACCACCCAGAGAGCCUUGUCCCGAGAAGCGCAGAACUCAAUGUGACCCUUGACUUAUGGGGUGGAGCCAUCCCAGUGGUCGAGACAAGCACGAGGCUAGAGGGCCUGGAGAUCAUUUGGGAGAAACUUUUUGGGGACAAAGGGUACUUUCCUGAUAGCCAUAUCUCGGGGCUCAUAAAAAUAGAGAAGAGCGUAAACGAGGUCAGAAAAAUUCAGAAGAGGAGUAUAGACAACACAGCUGACUUGGAAAAUCUUGAUAGAAUGGUUAACCUUCGCAAGAUGACGCCCAGUGGUCUUCUGUCUCUGAAGUUGUUUGGCAAUGACCUUGACUUGUUCAGAUUGAAGGAUCUCGAAUGGCUGGAGGAUGAUGAUAUUCCCAUCGCUGAUCUGAUCGAAUUAUUGCGAGCUCUCUCAAAAGGAGUUGACAAGACUUUUACCAAAAGUUUUCUGUUCUUAGAAGAAACUUAUGUCAUUCCCACAUGCCUUGGAAUACCUCUGAACCUGAGUAUCAAUGGUACAUCUGUCACCAGUGUAAACGUACAAGGAAGGGCUGACCUAUUGAGCCUUUUCUGGGGUAACAAGAAGGCAGUUGUCCAAGGAACUAUAAAGCCAAGCGCUGCCAUCGUGCUUUCUGGAAAGGUCACAUUAGAUGCCUUCCACCUAUCAACAGGCGUUCUGCUGAAUGGUUCCAUCUCCACUUCCACCGAAUUACAAGGAAACCUAACCUACAGCAAGGAACAGGGAUUAAAGUCACAUAUCAAUGUCACCGAGAAGCCACAAGAGAUUUUGAACAUCACGACUUCUCUUUUCCAUCAUUUCAAAAACGAAAAGAUCCCGAUCCGUGGAGUGGACCAUCGCAACACGACUGGUGUCUGCACCGCCGACAUUUUCAACAGUACCAAGAUAUUCGGCCUUAACAUGUGUUCCAACAUCUCCAUACCGGUGGCUUGGUACAACAAGACUGCUCCGUUCUUCCCUCUGACUGGCCCUUUUAACUUCUCCAUCUACUUAAACAGAACUGAUCCAUUACUGAGGAACUUUGAAAUGGAGGUCAACUUUACGAAGCCAGACAAACACACGAACAAGACAGCCAUUGCCAUUUGCACUCCUGGAGCAAGCUACGAAAGGAAGUUCUUCUGCAAUAUCACCUCUAACAAAACUGAAAAGAUGUAUCGUUGGAAUGUGAGUGUUGGUGCCGGCCAAGAGAACGCCACCACGAUCGAUUUUGUCUUCGUUCCCAUUUCCAAAGCCGUUAAUAUUACUCUCAAUGUGACAAGAAAUCUGACAGCUUUUUACUUCCAUCGCACCUGCCACAAGACACACAAAAUCAAGUAUGGGUUGGCAAUAAAUUCCACUCUUUUCAACAAUUCGUUUCAUCACCGUUUCUUUGUGAUGAAUGACACGCACAAGUGGCACUUGGAAACAAACACCACUGUUAAAAGCACCACACAGGGUAUUCCUAUCACCGUUCUGUACCUCAACACCUCCAUCAACUUCAACGGAAACUCAACAGGUAACUUGACUCUCAACAUUACUCACCGCCCGCUCAACCUGACUUUGCACUUGCGAGGGCAGCACAAUAUGACUGCUCGUAGCUCGAACAUGACCUGGAAUGUCAGCUGCCCAACGUGGAGCACACCAAUUCUAAACAACAACAUCACAAUAAACGUUACUUACGUCAAUGCUACAAGCUUCAUUAAGACCCAUGUAAACGUAUCCAGCAACGGGACCCAAGUGUUGUCCUGCUUUAAGGCGUAUCGUAACUCUACGGAGAAGAACGUCACCGUCUUCUUCUGCAACACCACAACCUUCAACAGGACGUCCUCGCUGAACAUGACUUUCACUAACGCAACCGACGGUAUCAAGAUUUGUCAUUUGAAUAUCACUCACCAGAAUAGGUCAAUUGCAUUGAACACCACCUGGAUGUACAACCAUAAGGUUAGAAAUGUCAGCCUGAACAUCACCUAUUCAAACCAUUCUGUUGUGCUGUCAGGCUCUUUAAAGAACUCUACCUUGGAAAAGGGAUUCUGCUUCAACAGCACCUACUUCAACGGAACUCACAAUAACUUCACUAUUUUAUCAACGUGCUUAAGCUAUUUGAAUGCUACCGAAAGGAAAUCCUUGAUAUGGAAUAUUACCAGCCUCCACUCAACUGCCACCAUGAACACGACCUGGUUUUCGAACUCAAAAGCGAGAGGAAUCCUGGUUAACUGCACGUUCCAGAAUAGGACAGUUUUCAACAUGACAGCAACUUACUCAAACACCACUACGACCAGAAAUCUCCAUUUUAACAUGUCUAUGGGAACCUGGAGAGCAGAGUUGAAUCAUACUUACUUCUCGACUGAGAUGUUACCGGACGUUGAUCAAAUUCGCAGCAUUAAUAUCACGCACAGGAUCAGGAACGGUACAUCUUCCUGGAUGAAUGCGUCAUACAUUUUCACUUUCUUCAACACUACCGCUAAAAAGGACCUCAUUCUCAACCUCACCUUCACUAACCGCACCUAUGGAGCACAAGUUAACAUGGUUAAUAAAACUACGACUGAGAUGCUUCAUCACAUCCUAAAAAUCACUGGUUACACUCCCAACAGGACAGUCAGCUGGAUGGGCGUCUUAACCAAUUCCUCCAAGAUGUUCAACCUGACAUCCAUUUUUCAUUACCAGCCGAAAAAAAUCCUCAACCAGACAUUUGUUUGGAAUAAAGAAAUCAGUCAGGUUAAUGUCACCGUCCAUUUCCUUCCAAACGUUUCUUUCAGUCUAAACUGCUCUGGAACCUUCAAUACCAGUAUUAGUGCAAAUGCAAACGCUACGGUGUACAACCACACCCUCCUGUGGAAUGGAUUUGUAAGCAACAUGAGCGUGGUUUCUAACUUAACCUUAUGGAACCGUACCAUUGAAUUUGUGACCAAGACAUGCAAUAGAUCCCAUAGUGCCUUUUUUAAUCUAAGCACAUGGCAUCACUACAACAAAACGGCAUUUAAUGGCUCCAUGGGUUGGUCCAUCAACGCCACCGAGAGAGUCUCCUACUUCAAUGUCACCUUACAGAACGUAACUUGGUUCCUCAAGAUGUUCUCACUCAACGACACGCACUUCAACAACACCAUUUACAGAAUUAACGGCAGUGAAACGUACGUAGAGUGGAGCAGGGAGGUUAGAGGUGACAACACCAUAUACGACGUAUUGAACAUGACAUCUGUUAGAUAUGAAUGGAGUGCAUUGAAUAAUCUCACUUUCCACAUUCCAACCAAGCUGGCGAACAUCACUGUAAACGCAACAUUGGCUGGAGUAAACAUGACCAAGUUCCGAACACACUUUAAGUACGUUUUGAAAAACAUCACUCACGAGAUACUGGUAUGGAAUUAUACCAAAGAAAAUAUCACCCAGAAUCUCUUUAAUCUCACUAUACACCUUCUUAAUACCACCUCCCGCAGCAUCCCUAACGUCACUGUCGAUUACCAAAGGUAUUUCCUCGGCGACAAAUUUAACUAUUCACUCUUCUACAACAACCUGGCGAAUACUAUUCUGAAGAUGAAAGCAAGUAAUGUUACGCUGGAAAAUAUUACGGAAGAGCUGAUCGUGAUUCUCCAGAACUUCACCGAUCAUGUCAAGACCACUGCUUUUCUGGGAAACAUCUCUAAUAUCAUCAGGAACACGACUUGGUACAACCAAACAUGCACGACUUGGUACAAUCAAACAUGUGAAACAUUCAUUUUCGAUUUGACUGAAUGGGGAAGGAACGCUACAAAGAACUUUACGAUGUUUUUAAAUAGAACAGUUAGUAAGAUCGGAAAUUGGACAGUUGAUAAUAAGACAAUAAACUUUUAUCUAAAAACUUACCUACCUGGCGUCCAAAAUCUUACGAUAGAAAUACUCAACGGAACUGUCAACUUCACUCAAGCUAUGGUCAACGUGAGCUUGGUGUUUAGAAAUUUCACUCACAAUGUCACUGAGUAUAUCCUUAAUGUCACACACCCUGUAUUAUACAACAUAUCCAGACAAAUACUCGUCAACAUCACAGGGUAUAUCAACAAUUCUUCUUUCCUUGGCGGAGUCGCGUACCCGGUCUGGCAGAACUUUACCGAUGUGGUUGACAUCAGUGUUUUCAACUUUACCUACGAGUUCUUCCACAAUCGGACCAACUGCGAUUCAUCUUUCGAAUGGUUCCUCCCAUCCCUUCACUACCCAAUGAACAUCACCUUGUCCUUCCAUACGAUCACUUCCAAUGCAACCUUGUACCAAGCCAUCGAAGGCCUUUUGAAUAAAACUCUUGAGUUGUAUAACACAACGGUCCGAUCCCCGGCUUGCCGUAUGAACAGGACCCACGAGUGGCUGGUGAACGUCACAGACCUAGCUGUUAUUUUAGUUAAUGAUACUGUUAAUGUUCUGAACGUGACGAGCUACAAGACCACACAAGAAAUAAUCGAGUUCUACAUUAAUCGCACUCACAAUAUGACAUCUCAACUUUGGAAUAUGACAGUCCAGAUCCUCACUGAAACCAAUUUCAGUGAACCCCCGCACAAAUCAUGGAAAAUGUUGAAUUUCACGGCUCACUAUCGCAACUGGACCCACAGUAUGCCUUGGACCCGUCCGGUUCUGAAGAGGUGGAACUCAACUAUGCUGGAAGUGAUAGCCGUUAUGCGAAACCACAGUUGGCAAAACUACACCCGAUACUACUUCCCACGAGUGAUUCGAUACACAGCUGAGCCAGUAGAAAGGGAUAUUUACGUCACGGCGUGGUUCCUCCGAAAUUUCCCAUCCAACACCACUUUGAAUCAGAAGCAGAUGAACAGUUCCUUCACUUACCCGAUGUACCUACGUAUAAACUACACCCAGUUCCUCCAUCUUUGGGCUGAGGGUUACAUUAACAUGAUCGCCUGCUCUUUAAAUGCCACACGAAACGCGACAGAAUUUUUCCAGAACGGUACCUACAACUUAACAAUGUCAUCCAUUAAUUUCACCACAAACUGGACGCAAACCAUUUACAACCUCACCGUCCGUUUGAUCAACUCUACGGCCAGCUUUGUUAACGGUUCGCUGGUCAAUGAGACGAUUCGUCACAACGCGUAUCUCCCCAAAUACUUCUACUUCAGCCUGAUGAACUUCACCAUAAAUAUAACGGAUCACGCCUUCAACUACUCCACGUGCAUGCUGAACCAGACUUUGUUUGAGUACGUGAACAGGACCCUCUCACCCGUACUUACGACGUGGAGGACAUUGAAGACCCUUAAUGAGCUAAAGCCAGAGGAUAUCGUUGAGAUGCUUCAACCGGAAAACCAAACUGGCAUGAUCUUUGGAAAGAACAUCUACACCUUUGACAAGCGUUACUUCCGUUUCCCUGGAAUCAAAGGAUCCAAUUGUAAGUAUUUGUUGAGCCGCGACUUCAAGGAAGGAAACUUUACCAUACUUUCUACGCCUGAGGUUAUCCUCAUCAUUACCCAGGAUGCUUUAGUGAAAAUCCACCGCAAUGGUCAGGUCGUGUCCCAAGGAAUCGCCGUGAACGACAAAACAAACAGUUUGACGCACAAUUUAUUUGAGGAGCUUCCUGUGAAAUUCGAGAACACAACCAUUGUACGAGAUGGUCCAUUCAUCAACUUGACCAAUGACUUUGGCCUCUCUGUCGAAUGUGACAUGGAGCACUUCGUGUGCAGUUACGUAGUGUCUGGAUUCUAUCAUAACAGAACGGCUGGUAUCCUUGGUACUAAUAACGGUGAACCGAGUGAUGACUGGAUGUCUCCAAAUGGCAAGAAUCGAACUCAGGUAUCCGACUUCGCCGACUCGUGGCUUGUGGGAGGCGACGGCUGCAAACCCGACGUCGAAGUGAAACAAAUACCUUGCGAUGGGGACAAGUCAGGGAUGAUACGUUGCAGUGAGCUCUUCCUCAAUAAGUCCUCGCCUCUUAGCAAAUGCUUUUCAGAGGUUGAUCCAGUUGACUUUGCAGCUGCAUGUAAAGCAGAAUACAAGGAUUGCGACAUAUCUGCUCCAGUGAAGAGCCUGCAUUGCAAUGUGACAGCAGCAUACAUACGACAGUGUAAACGACAUGGAAUUGAGAUUUCUCAGCCUGACGAAUGCACAUCUUGUGAAGUCGAAGGCGACAUGCAUGAGAAGAACUCGACAUGGAAAGAGAAACCCUCACGUAAUGUGGACGUUGUUUUCGUGUGCAGCGAGGGGGAAGAUAUGGAGCCUGUGGCUACUCUGCUGCCUUCAUUUACGCAGCAGAUCGACAAAUAUUUGAAGACAGAGGGGAUGUCACCGCAGUUUGGUCUUGUUGGAUUCAGCGGUAAAGCGCCAGUACACAGGCCCGGUCACGAGCAUACUAUUAAGGGUCAGCUACUUAAUAGCGCCGAGUAUUUCACAGCUGAUGUCAUCAGGAACAUGGGAUUUGUCCCAAGGAGCAACGAGGAGUUCCCAGAAAGCGAUGGCUAUCUUGGCUUGAUGAAGGCAGUCGAGUAUCCAUUCCGACCUGCUGCCUCCAAGCUCAUUGUUCUCGUCACAAACAGCCUCCGAGUCAAUCAUAGCGACGUUUCCAAUGGAACAGUCGUCAAGGCUCUGAAGGGCAUUGGUGCCAGGCUUGUCUUCAUUGGGAAGUUCCCGUUAAAGAUAGCCAUCGCAGUGGACACUUUCAAUAAUGCGUACACCAAGAAAGGAUUUUUCAAAACCGAAACGGGGUCCCUCAUCAAACGCUACCGACUUCCUCAAAAUAAUGAAUACUUCCAGAUCGUUACUGAAACACAAGGUGUCGGUAUCAACCUGAAACCUGCUUUCGAGGGACCGAAAGCUAAUCCAGAAUCCUGGCAAAUGGAAAUGAUCUUGAAGAGCAUUCUCAGACAAGUGGAGCAGGACACCGCUCAGUGCAAAGAAUGUUCUUGUGUCCCUGAUAUGGUUGGAAAGGGAAAGACCAUCUGCAAGGCAGUACCAUGCAAAGCUUAUUGAAAAGGCUUACCGACCGUCAGAUUACCCCGGAUGAAACGUCAAAUUAUGCGCAAUAAUCAAUUAUUAUUUAGCAAAAGCUUAAAGUUAGAGUAGACUGAAAUAACCACGAGUGUCGAAUGUGUGUUUAGCGCCUUUUCUUUUUUCGUUUUGUUUUGCUUCUGUAGUUUUUUUUUUUUUUUUUUUUUGGUACAACACAUUAAUGUGGCGAUAAUCGUAAAACUUUACUGAGCAUUAUCGAAGGAAUUACGGCAAAUCGUUGUCAUCUGUAUUUAGCAAGGGCCUUGUCGCUUGCAAUUAUAUGUAGUGUGAUCACAUUAAACUUUCAUUCGAGCAUUUA